CUUUCCCGUCCCCGAACCCCGACCCCAACCCCAACCCCCAACAUCCAACGAGCCCAGGAGACCGCGAUGGCGAGCCGUAGCGGUGGCGUCGGUCGCGGCCGGGGUGGCCGAGGCAACCCACCCGGUCUCGGCGGUGGGAUCGCCCCCAGGGAGUGCGAGUGCUGCCGGGCGGCGGCCGGCAUCCCCUUCUGCCGCGUGGAGUGGUCUUUCCUCUGCGCCGGCUGUGCAGCCGGCGUCCAUGGUCAGAGCUGGAUCGUCGCCGUACCUCCUGGCCCGAACCCUGGCUCCAAUCUCAAUCCUGUUGCUCCCAGCGCUUACUCUUUGCCUUAUGCUUGUCAGUACCCCUGCCCUAAUUCUAACCCUAACCCUGGGCCUCCUCCGCCUCCCCUGCCUACCGCUGUCCCUCCUCCUAAUCCGUAUCCUAACGCUAAUCCUAGCCCCGGAACCAAUCUCAACCACGUGGUGCAGUUGUCGUCGGACGAAGACGUUGCGUCCGCCGGUGAGGACGGCGACGGUGGCAGCAGCCGGAAACGUCGGCGGGCGUCGGCGGAAGGAGAGAGUUCAGCGGAAGCCAGCAUGAUGAGGGACAAGGAGAUGCGGAAGAACCGAAAGUCCCGGAAGGUUCAUGCGGACAUGAAGCCAAGGGUCGAUGGGAAAUCUGUCGAUACAGCGGAUUCUUCUGGGGCAGAAGGGGAGGCUGGUGCCAGGGGAGAAGGAGAGCCUGAUAGCGGUGGGGAUGAGGCGCGAGUGGACUCAAGCGAGGAUGCGAGGACCGAUGCUGUUGAGGAGUUGACCGAUCUCGGUGAGCAGCUAAGACCAGUGGAGGCAGGUGAGAUGGUAGCCACAAGUCCGAGCUUUGAGGUGGAGCAGUUCGAUGAAGGAGUGGAUUUGGGGCAGAUUAAUGCUGGUGAGGAAGUGGGACUAUUGUGAAUUUCAUCAUGAGCUUGGGCUUGUUCCUUAGAUUUGGGUUGCUUGUUGGAGAAAAGAUUUUUUCCCAGAUAGGUCUCUUGCUCUUGUUGCUGAUCUUAUGUGAUGUGGAAAUCAUUAGCCCAAGUUUUGUCAACUCGGUGAUCUUUUAUUUUUCCUACAUGGCCAUCAUCUUGGCAGGUGUUGACAGUAUGGCUACGCUGAUGAAGGACAAAUAGGGCUGCUUUCCUGCCAUUCUUACCGAAUACAUGGAACUGGCAACAAGGAGGAGAGCUCUCCUUGAAGGUCUUGCUGCUUGAUGCAAUCUCCCGAAUCUUCUAUACUAAUGCUGUAGACUAUGGAGUACCCCUUUUCCUUUUUAUAUCAUUGAAAAUCUCAUGGAGGAUGACUGCUGUAGGUGAGAAUUGUGGAGAAUUGAAUUGUAAAGCGAAGCCAUAGUCAUUUUGACUUCCAAGCUGUGUUGAAAGAUUUGGAUCCAUAUGACUGCCAACCAAGACCUUAAGGAUGAUGACAGUCUGUACAUACAACAAACUAUAUAGGUGGAUGACAGAAUCCAUCAUGGCA
Musa acuminata AAA Group (dessert banana) is the source of this 1491-nucleotide messenger RNA. RefSeq lists its product as uncharacterized. NCBI's taxonomy places the organism in Eukaryota, Viridiplantae, Streptophyta, Magnoliopsida, Zingiberales, Musaceae. The record is from RefSeq and is a predicted model, not a curated record. The transcript is spliced from 3 exons. The coding region runs from base 67 to 930 and encodes 287 amino acids.